Molecule: messenger RNA, 593 nt
Organism: Athalia rosae (coleseed sawfly)
Lineage: Eukaryota; Metazoa; Arthropoda; Insecta; Hymenoptera; Athaliidae
Product: 40S ribosomal protein S19a
Exons: 3
Coding region: 88-549 (153 amino acids)
Biological process (GO): ribosomal small subunit assembly; translation
Cellular component (GO): cytosolic small ribosomal subunit; ribosome
Molecular function (GO): RNA binding; structural constituent of ribosome
Source: RefSeq, a predicted model, not a curated record
UUUAAUCUUACAUCGUCUGUUUCAUGGCUAUUUUCCUUAGCGGCAGCCAUUUUAUAUUUAGCUCUUUCCGGUAAGCGCCGCUACAAGAUGCCUUCCGUAACACUUAAGGACGUCGACCAACACAAAUUCGUGAAGGCCUUCGCCGCCUUCCUAAAAAAGACAGGAAAAAUGCGCGUCCCUGAGUGGGUGGACAUUGUCAAGUCUGCUCGUUUCAAGGAAUUAGCUCCAUAUGAUCCUGAUUGGUACUACGUCAGAUGUGCUGCCUUAGUUCGACACAUUUACAUUCGUAGUCCAAUUGGUGUUGGAGCUGUAACUAAGAUUUUUGGUGGACGUAAACGCAAUGGCACGCAUCCAAGCCAUUUCUGCCGAUCAGCUGGUGGUGUUGCUCGCAAGGCGCUGCAGUCCCUAGAACAGCUGAAACUCAUUGAAAGAGCACCAGAUGGUGGCCGCAAAUUGACCAGUCAAGGGCGCAGGGACUUGGAUCGCAUCGCUGCUCAAGUUAAAGCUAAGAGCAAGAAGCUAAAACUCCAGGACACCCUUGUACUCUAGACUCUGUAUUUGAAUAUUAAAAUAUAACAUCUCAAAAAUUGAAA